AUGGAUGAAUCGGCGGAUAUAGAGGUGGAGAGAAGACACGCAGACGAGGAUACCCGGCCGACGAGCCAGAAAGAGCUAUGGGGCUGGUACUCUUAUGGCUGGGCGGCCGAGGUGUUUGCAAUCUGCGCCAUGGGAUCUUUUCUCCCCAUAACCCUUGAGCAGCUCGCCAGGGACCAAGGCGUGCUUUUGAAGGACAAGACAACGCACUGUCGCGCAGGCUGGCAAACGGAUCAUGGCGUGGGCCCUAAUGCCACCAUCUUCGACGAGCCUAAGCACCGACACAAUGAGUUGCCAGCUUGUGUGGUCUAUAUCCUUGGAAUGGAGAUCAACACUGCCAGUUUCGCCAUGUACACGUUCUCUUUCAGUGUCCUGAUCCAGGCACUUCUGAUCAUUAGCAUGUCCGCCGCUGCCGACCACGGUCGGUUCAGAAAGACGUUUCUGCUGGUCUUUGCCUUCACUGGAGCAAUCGCAACCGCCUUGUUCAUCGGCGUCGUACCCAGUGUAUACCUCUUGGGAGCCUUGCUUGCCAUUAUAGCGAACACGUGUUUUGGUGCAUCAUUUGUGUUGCUCAACUCUUUCUUGCCCCUCUUGGUGCGCCAUCAUCCCUCCAUCGCCCGUGUAGGGGAACGGGGCAAUACGCCAGAGGGCGAGGGAGAGGGAGAGUACCAUGAGAGCGAAGACGGCAACUCGACCUCGGCUCUAUUGCUGCAGAAUCGCCCAGACAGCACGGCUCCUACUGAAGAAUCACCUGCAACCAUCUCACCUGAGCUCAAACUCUCUACGAGAAUAUCUUCCAAUGGAAUUGGCAUUGGCUAUAUUGCCGGAUUGUUCGUCCAGACUAUUUCUAUUCUGAUUGUGGUCGCUACCGGAUCUACUACGUUCUCCUUACGUCUAGUUCUGAUGGUAGUCGGGCUUUGGUGGUUCGCGUUCAGCAUACCAGCAGCUAUGUGGCUGCGUCCUCGACCUGGGCCUCCACUGCCGGAUGAAAUGAAGGGUCGAUACGCUUGGAUUGGGUAUGUCACGUAUGCCUGGAAGGCACUGUUUAAGACCAUUGGCCACGCCAGGAAACUCAAGGACAUUGUGAUUUUUCUCUGCGCGUGGUUUCUGCUCAGUGAUAGCAUUGCUACUGUGAGCGGAACUGCUGUGUUGUUCGCAAAAACAAGCCUAGGGAUGAAAACCGAAGCACUGGGUCUGAUUAAUGUUAUUGCGACCAUUGCUGGUGUGCUCGGAGCAUUUUACUGGAGUUUCCUUUCACGCAUCUUCAACCUACGCGCAUCGCGAACAAUAGUGGCAUGUAUCUGCUUGUUUGAGAUCAUUCCGUUAUAUGGCUUGUUGGGCUUCAUCCCCGCGAUCAAAAGAUAUGGUGUUUUUGGACUUCAACAACCAUGGGAGAUGUACCCUCUUGGUGCUAUUUACGGAUUUGUUCUUGGAGGGUUGUCGUCUUAUUGUCGCGCAUUUUUUGGGGAACUCAUUCCGCCUGGAUUUGAGGCAGCAUUCUAUGCCUUGUACGCAAUUACCGACAAGGGGUCGAGCAUCUUUGGACCGGCCAUUGUUGGAGCGAUUACAGAUCGAUAUGGCGAAAUUCGGCCUGCGUUUGUCUUUUUGGCGGUGCUCAUCUUCCUGCCGCUGCCCCUGAUGCUACUGGUCGACGUUGACCGUGGCAAGGCCGACGCAUAUCAAAUGGCACUGGAGCUGGAAGGACAUCGAAAGGGCCAGGCAGAUGGUGCUCGAUAUACUGCAAUACCCACCAUUGUUCUAUCAGAAGAAGAGUGA
This is a messenger RNA of Exophiala spinifera, 1773 nucleotides long. RefSeq lists its product as uncharacterized. The transcript has 3 exons. Bases 1 to 1773 code for a protein of 590 amino acids. Gene Ontology annotation, biological process: amino acid transmembrane export from vacuole. Lineage: Eukaryota; Fungi; Ascomycota; Eurotiomycetes; Chaetothyriales; Herpotrichiellaceae. The record is from RefSeq and is a predicted model, not a curated record.